CCUUUGUUCAUUUCCAGUCAAGGAAGGGGCCUGGGGCCUGCUCCUGCAGUCCGUGGGACUUUUGCCUAAAGAUGAGGCCUCCUAUUCCAACAGGGAAUUAUAUGACUUCCUGCCGUAAUGCAAUCCAGGAUCUAAGGGUCUGGAGGGGCCAGCGCACUGCAAUCUUCGUGGUUCUCUUUGCUUUGAUCAUGCUGCUGAUCAUCUACAGCUCGAACAGUGGGAACGAAGUUUUUCACUACACUGCCCUGCGAGGGAAAUCCCACCAUCCCCCCAACCUCAAGAAAUGGGGGGUGAAAAGUGGAUACCUCCCCGUCUACGGAAACAAGUCCCUGAAUUCCCAUUGCCACCAGUGUGUGAUCAUCACCAGCUCCAGCCACCUGCUGGGGAGCAAACUGGGCUCGGAGAUCGACCAAUCGGAGUGCGUCCUCCGCAUGAACGACGCCCCCACCACCGGCUAUGAGGCAGACGUGGGCAACAAGACCACGGUCCGGGUGGUGGCUCACUCCAGCGUCUACAGGGUGCUGAAGAAGCCGCAGGAGUUUGUCAACAAGACCCCGGAGACCAUCCUCAUCUUCUGGGGGCCGCCCAGCAAGAUGCAGAAGAGCUUGCUCAAGAUCCUCCAGCACGUCAGCAUGUCCUUCCCCAACAUGUCGGCCUACGUGGUCUCCCCCGGGCGCAUGAAGCAGUUUGAUGACUUGUUCCGGGGAGAGACCGGGAAGGACAGGGAGAAGUCCCGGUCUUGGCUGAGCACAGGCUGGUUCACCAUGGUGAUCGCCGUGGAGCUGUGUGACAAGGUGCAUGUUUACGGGAUGGUCCCUCCUAACUACUGCAGCAGGAGACCUCAGCCUGGCAAGAUGGCAUAUCACUACUACGAGCCCAAGGGCCCGGACGAGUGCACCACCUACAUCCACAAUGAGCGCAGCCACAAGGGCAACCACCACCGCUUCAUCACGGAGAAACGGGUCUUUGCCAGCUGGGCCAGCCUCUACAACAUCACCUUCUCCCACCCGGCCUGGGACUAGGGGCUCCCCGAGGAGACAUGGAGCCAUUCAAGUGCCCAACCCAGCAGCUGGUGCCAGUAGUGGGAUAACUCCACCUGCAAGGGAAAACAUCUCUUGGAUUAACCCUGUGAGCCAUGCUGGGCUCCGAGGGAGGAGGCCCCGCACCAGAGGCUGCCCCGGUUCACUGUCCAGGGCCAGAAGGACUGGGUGAGGGGAGGAAGGGACUGGGAUGGCGCCAGUGACCUGACUUGCAGUCCCAAGGCCCAGGGAGUGCUGCUACGCACCGGGCACUGCUGGAUUCAUGGUGUCCCCUUCCCCUGCACAGGCCACACACACAGUGCACAUCGCUGGCUCCCUGCUUUGAGGUCACCUCACUCCCCCGCCGGCGAUCAGCUCAGAGGCCCAAGAGUGAGUGGGAACAAUCCCUGGCUGCCCAGAUGGAACAGCUGACCCCUUCUUAGUGCUCUGGGUGGCGGUUCUGGUCUCGCCUCUCUUGGCUUCUGGAGAAUGUAUUUCCGAGGUGGGAGGACUGUAACCCUCUCAGCUCUGCUAGGCUCAGUUCGAUACUGAGGCUGUAUUGACUGUACAGUGCAACCCUGCCCCAGGCAGCCUCUGCCUUGGAAAACUGCCGCCUGCGUCUCCAGGUUUCCAGUGAGGCCUAUAAGAGACCAGCCUCAGGGGCGUAGACUUCUCAGGUGGGUCUGAGGCAGGGCUCGGGAGGGGGAAUGAGACCCAUUUAAACAGGCUGUCCAAGCACUGACCCCCAUACGUGACAAUGACAGAGCCCGCGCUCCCCUGAGAGCGCUCUGCCCUCCUGCCUGGGGUUGAUCCCUUGUGUGGCUGCUUAAGACAGGGAUGCCCUGUGGAGUGUGGGAGGGGUGUUGUGUUGGGGAGCGUCACGGUCACUGGGUGGGGUGUUGGGGGGGGAGGGGAGGUGUCGCGGUCACUGGGAGGUAUUGAGGGUGAUGUGUGUGUGUGUUAGAGUUGCAAGGCACUGAGGGGUGUGUGUGUUAGACACUGGGAGGUAUUGAGGGGUGUGUAUGUCACAGGUGCUGGGAGGUAUGGAGGUUGUCACAGUCGCUGCGAGGCACUGAGGUGUGUGUGUGUGUGACAAUCAUUAGGAGGUGUGCUAGGAGACAAGGGGGUGUCAGUCUCAAAAGGGCACCGAGGCCUACAGGACUUUGUUUUUUCCCAGCUGUAGAGGGCACUGGGCAGGGGGUGGGGAGGUCCCUCUGCUCCGCCUCUUGUUUUGGCAUCACCAUCUGCCCUGGACAUGGCUUCUUCCUGGCAUCACCAGCUGCCCAGUCUGAGAGCCGCAUGCCAGGGCGUUUGCUGUCCUAGCUCCCCUUCCGCUGGCUGGCAGCUGGUCACUGCCCUCCUUUAACCCCACUUGUGAAAUCACGAUUUGGUGUCACAUGGCCACGCUGGCUACCCCCAGUGGGCUGGGAGGCCUGGGGUUGGGGUUUAUCUAAGAC
Trachemys scripta elegans is the source of this 2476-nucleotide messenger RNA. It is a transcript of the gene ST6GALNAC6, whose product is annotated as ST6 N-acetylgalactosaminide alpha-2,6-sialyltransferase 6. Gene Ontology annotation, molecular function: alpha-N-acetylgalactosaminide alpha-2,6-sialyltransferase activity. Gene Ontology annotation, biological process: ganglioside biosynthetic process; oligosaccharide metabolic process. The transcript has 5 exons. Lineage: Eukaryota; Metazoa; Chordata; Testudines; Emydidae. Bases 72 to 1022 code for a protein of 316 amino acids. The record is from RefSeq and is a predicted model, not a curated record.